GAAAAGCUCAUCUUUCCGAAUACUGAUCAUUUCUUCAUGAUCGUGUAUGAAGAUCAAGAUCCCCUGAGUUGUUGUGUGUUCAUAGGGAGUAGGUUCUUAGGGAUAUUUCGAUCGUUCAUAGGGUCUUGGGUCGUUCUUGGCUCGUCUUCCUCUCAAUACCAUUUAAAAACUGUUUUUCAAUGACGUCGAAGAUCAUCAUUCUAGUACCACCUCCAGGCUACUCGCUCUCGCUCUCGUCCCCUUCCCACAUUUUCUCCGACCUGCAAUUAGUAGUCUAAGUUCUUUGUGUUUCGUAAGUAAACUUGCAUAUUUUUCACGGUGCUCAUUUUGCUCACGAACAGACUGACAUGAUCUUUUUAGUACAAAAUACGUUAUAAACACUUAUAGAAUUGGCUGCCGGUCAACCUUUGAGUUUGAAGUUUAAAACUCCAACACGAACAUUGAUAGGAAUUUUCUUUACAAUAGGUCAGUAGCAUGAAAAUGUCGCCUGUGCGUGGUAGUGGAAGCUCUACGGACUCCAGUGAGGCGGGGUCGUCGCCCCAACAGCGCGCGCCGCUGAGGCGACGGUUUCAUUUGAAGGGAAAGCAAAUGUUUUACCCUCUCUAUGCAUCGAGAAGGCGUAGCACACCUCCACCACCUGACAGUCCCGAGGAGAAAAAUGCUGCUGGCGCUCCAGGAGGUGGAAAUAAGAAGCCCUAUUUCCUUAGCGCAAGAACGACCGAGAAGUUUCUAGAAGCGAACGCACGUUUUUGUCGCACCUAUGGGCAGAAAAAACCGAAACGGGAUCUCAACAAGAAGCGACCUGUGCAGGUGACCUCUUUAUCUUCACAACAUCAACAACAAGGAGGAGGUGAAAAUCAGGAAGAAGAUCACGAGGACGAAUUUUCCGAAGCUUCCUUUACAGUGACAAGUUGCAGUUCGGGGGCUUCGGACACUAGCGAAUCCGACUGGGAAGGCGAGAAGUUUGACCGAACCGUGAUCAGUAAGGCGAAGCUGGUGCAUGCGAAAGAUAGGCCUUGGACAUGCUAUUGGGACGUCGAGAAGAUGUACCAACCGAGUUCAAAAAACGAUCGCGAAAUGUUUUCGCAGGAAAUAAAGGCAAGAACAAUGAAGAUGUUCAACAGUAUGCAAGAAGAUGUCGAACUUUCCAGGACUACAUCAACGUCCGUGGGUAGAACGUCUUCAACUACAUCUAAGAACUCCGAACAUAAAAAAGAGCACGAACUACAUCAAUUACAGACUCCUGGAGGUGGAACCACUGCAGCAUCAACGCGCAUCUGUAGGAACAAGAGCUCCAGUACUUCUUCUUCCAGCAGUACUUCUUCCAGACCGUACUUUGAGCUAAUGGACGGCCAUAAGCGUCAUAGGAAAUUUGUUGUCGUUCACAAUUUCAUGUCUCCUGAAGAAAUAGAGGGCAUCCAUUCGGCCUAUCGCAAUUGGAGUACUGCGGAAAUCCGAGACCGCAAGCAGAAUCUCAAGUAUCGACACACAGCUUAUCGAGUGGAGACAGAGUUGAAGUUUAUGAACGAAUUUAUUAGAAUAACUUGUAGAACAGAUGUUUGUAGCAUGGUGGACUUGGAUGGAUCGGAUGGAGCCCCCUAAAUCUUCAGGCCCUACGUAAAAUGACUAGCGCCCUGGGAAGUCCAUCCGUUCCAUCCGAUCCCUCCCAUCCUGAAUACGACAACCCUAGAAAUAUAAUAAACUGUGCUAUUAUAAGCUUAUUUCAACAACAUUGCUGUUGCUGUUGCUCGAAGACGAAAUGUUAGCGGUUUAUUUUGAUCAAAUCGAAUGAUAAUAAAUACUUAUAUCGUUUUCGUUAUCGUUCUCGUCUCAAAUCUCCGUCGAUACAGGCCUCUAUCUUGACAUGAAGAAUCUGGAUCUUCUUCGGUCUUCCUGCUCUUCUAAUCCUAACCUGCAACCGGAAUUGUAUGGGCGGUUACUCGAGUGCGUCCAUCUAGUGGAUGAUGAGCUUUGGCGGAAGAUGCCUAGAAUUACCUAUCCCGAGCUCGAGUACAUCGUCUAUGAUACGAGACGCAAAGUUCGAAGACGCGCAGUUGAGGAAGAGGCGAGAAGAGCAGCUGCGCAGUUACUUGACGUAGCUGGCGAGGAUGACGACUCGGACGACAGUGACGACGGAGGAGGUGAUAAGAGAACAAGAAAGAGCAAGAGUCCGAAAGACAGAAAAAGUUCAUCUGUCGUGGUAUCUGCAAAUGGUGACGGAACGAACACGAAAGGUGGCCCUGCUCAAGAAGGCUUGACAGAAAAGCAGAAGCAACAGCAGCAGGUGUAUUACUAUCGUUCGUGCAAUACAGUGGAUGCGGCAGCCAUGGCGACCAAGUGGGAAUUCCACAGUCAGUGUGUGCAGAGAGCAGCCAAAAGCACCAGCAAUACUUUUGUUGCGAAAAAUGAAAGACGAUCUACAGCUGUUGGUGCGGAGGCUAAUAAUACGUCGCAACAGCAAGACGACCCGAUGGACACAGACGGGGAUGAUAGUGGUAAACUUAUCUUUGUUACAUUUAUUUCUCUUGCUGUUCUAGAAGUAGUUGUUGGAGUUUGUAAAUUUAACAGGUAGAACAUUUGCUCUUCAUCUACUUAGUUGUUUGAAAGGUAAACUUUGAUAUUACUAGGUGCCCGCCUUUCUCUCUUCUCCUAUGGUUGUUGUUCUUCUUCAAUAUCAACCUUCACCUUGUUUCCCCCGUCCCAAAACGAUUAGACUCCGAGAAAGCCGGCACAAGCAACGGCUACAUAGAGGAGCACGUGGACAAUGACAGUGUGAUCACCUUCAUUUUGAUGCUUACGCAGCCAGGUGUCGACUACGUGGGUGGCCGCAACAACUUUGCACGUGGUGAAAAGCAUAGUAUUCGACGACAAGUUCAACUCCAAAAGGGCGAUUUGGUUCUGUUUCGCGGUGAACGGUUGCGGCAUUCAAUCACCCCAGUGACGCAAGGAUGUCGGAUUAUCCUGCAAGGCGAAUUCUCGAAAACAUGAUCUUCACUUCUGUCCCCUACUCCUACAUGUACUCCUACUACAUGGUCAUCUCCGAAGUCGUAGUCCCUCCAAAAAACAUGUUGUAUGAAGUGUUAUAUAGAAGAUUGAUUUGUUGAUAAAUCACCACCUCGUCCACCACCCGCACCAACAUCAUCUACUUCAUCACUCCUAUGUUGAAUACGUCUCUUAUGUCGUGAUUAUGAAGUUGAUGUACUCAAAUAGUAGAAGGUCUUCGUCCCCCUUCUACUUUGUUCUUCUUGCACAGUAAGGACAUUGCACGAUUCUCGUCCAUUGUCCUCGACGACCUAAACAUAAAAAUGCUGCAAAAACGAAGAGAACGCGCACGAUAAUCGUGGUUGACGUGUAAUCAAAGUUUUUUAACAUGAUCUUCAUGAAACAAGAAGAAAUUUAUCAUGGCUGACACAGCCUCACAACAU
Amoebophrya sp. A25 is the source of this 3425-nucleotide messenger RNA. NCBI's taxonomy places the organism in Eukaryota, Dinophyceae, Syndiniales, Amoebophryaceae. The record is from the annotation of a GenBank genome assembly.